ACCUUUCGAUCAUUUUACGUCACUCUUCGCUAUUUGAGAGAUCGGUGCCAUGUCAAGUUUCAAGGACAAAGUAAUUAUAGUGACAGGUGCUAGCUCCGGCAUUGGCGCCGGUGCUGCCGUACAUCUGGCCAGUCUGGGAGGACUUGUCACAAUUGUUGGCCGCAAUGCUGACAAAUUGACGGAAACUGCGAAUAAUAUAGUGGCUGCUGGUGGCGCUCCUGCAUUGCAGGUGAUUGCGGACAUGACCAAUGAAGCAGAUGUGGAGAAAAUAGUUACGGCUACGCUUGAGAAACACGGACGCAUCGAUGUGCUGGUGAACAACGCGGGCAUCCUGGAGACUGGCACCAUUGAGAACACUUCGUUGGCCCAAUACGAUCGGGUGAUGAACACAAAUGUGCGUGCGCUGUAUCAGUUGACCAUGUUGGCCACUCCGGAGCUGAUCAAGACCAAGGGCAACAUUGUCAACGUGUCCAGCGUUAACGGCAUACGGUCCUUUCCUGGGGUGCUGGCUUACAAUAUUUCCAAGGCGGCAGUCGAUCAGUUUACACGAUGUGUGGCUCUCGAACUGGCUGCCAAGGGAGUCCGCGUUAACUCCGUUAAUCCUGGCGUGAUUAUUACUGAGAUCCACAAGCGUGGCGGCAUGGACGAGGCCACCUAUCAAAAGUUCUUGGAGCACUCAAAGACCACCCAUGCGAUGGGUCGUCCUGGCAAUGUCAAGGAAGUCGCCGCAGCGAUCGCUUUCCUUGCCAGCGAUGCUGCCAGCUUCACAACCGGAGUCAGCCUGCCGGUGGAUGGUGGCAGACAUGCAAUGUGUCCUCGCUAAAAUAAAAUCAACUUGUCAAUAAUUGCAGCUAGCAUUUAAUAAACUUAAUAAUCAACUAUUAA
This is a messenger RNA of Drosophila innubila, 885 nucleotides long. RefSeq lists its product as uncharacterized. Bases 50 to 823 code for a protein of 257 amino acids. Lineage: Eukaryota; Metazoa; Arthropoda; Insecta; Diptera; Drosophilidae. The record is from RefSeq and is a predicted model, not a curated record. The transcript has a single exon. Gene Ontology annotation, molecular function: oxidoreductase activity.